Molecule: messenger RNA, 306 nt
Organism: Drosophila teissieri
Lineage: Eukaryota; Metazoa; Arthropoda; Insecta; Diptera; Drosophilidae
Exons: 2
Coding region: 1-306 (101 amino acids)
Source: RefSeq, a predicted model, not a curated record
AUGCAGCGCAUAAGAUUGAUGCUAAACCAUGCUGCUGCAGCAGCGAUUCAGCACCUGCGUCCUUUGUCCAUCCACUGGAGUUUGGCCCAGAAUCAAAAGACGGUGGGUGGAAGCCCAGGAGAAAGUAGAGCCAGAGACACCCGGAGUCCGAAGGCAAGUGUCCAGAAAAUCACCCUCAUCCAACAGAAUCAGUCGAUGAGCAUCACCACGUUGGAGGAGGCCCAGAAGCUGGCCAAACGACGGGAGCUGCACCUGUUGCGCUUGGAACAAACAGAUGCCAAAACGGGAAGGGCCAUGUUCAACUAG